AUGAUAUAUUUCUAUCUAGUUAUUAUAAUAGUUAUCCAAUUAAGAAUAUGUAAAGAAUAUAAGUUCAAAUAUGCUAGUAACACAGAGCUAUUGGUAGAAAGGGUUAAAAGAGGGAAAGAAGCAUUUGAUGAAAUAUUGAAAGCGAAAAGAAAGGCUGAAGAAGAAUAUCAAAAGAAAAAAAAGAGAAAUAAGAACUACGCAGAAAAUGAAGGGAGUGGAUAUAGUGAAGAGAAUGAAGACAAUCAAGAUAACAUAUAUGUACAGGAAAUAAAAUGUUAUGAAUAUGUACUAGAUCAGCUAAAUAAUUUAAAUAUGUACAACUGUAAUGAAAUAAACGAAAAUAAUAAAUCAUUACUAGCCUUAGCUAAAACGAAAUGUAUUUUUGUUAAAUCAACAAGAAAAUUUCCAGAUGAAAAAAUUGGUUGUGAAUUAAAUACAAAAAAGUUAAACAAAUUACAAAUAUAUUUAUAUAAUAACAAUUUAUUUGAUCAAUUUCAAAAUGUGCAUUUUGCUAAAACGUUAAGUUUAGAUGAAUUAAGAAAAAUUGAAAGAAUAGAGAAUCCAUGUUCUAUUAAUGAUAACAAAGAAGAGUAUAAAGUCUACCCAAACAAUAAAAGAGAAAACUCAUAUAUAAGUUCAAGUAAAGGGGAAGUAUAUACUUAUGAUAAGAAUAACUAUGACUAUAAUACUUUUGUGCCACGGGAAAGCAUAUUCGAUGAAAAUGCCAAUAUAAAAAAAAAAUUAUGUGAAAAUUUAAAAUAUAAAAUUAUAACAAAUUGCACAUCCACUAACAACAUGUCCGAUACUGCUUUUCAAAUUUAUCACGCUGAGUUAAACCAUAUCGAUGAUAUUUGUUUUUAUAUACAAUCCAUUGAGUGGAACAAACGAACAGAAGAAAAUAUUAACAGGCUAGCAGAAACCUCUCUAUACAUAACCAAACAGAUGACAACGAAUUUAGAAAACAUGAAAUUAAUAGAACACGCUCAAGUAAAACAAAUAGAAAACACAAACAGAUUUGACAGUUUUUUACAAGGCCUUAAAAAUGACUUCAGCGAGAUUAUACAAAUUUUAUUAAAAAUAAAAUAUCAUCAUGAAUCUAUUACUAAGUUUGUGAGGGGAUUUAAGCUGAUUGUAAUAUAUCUGUUCAUCGCAUUACUAGUUCUACUUAUAACUUCACGCAGUAAUGUGCAUACCUGUAGGAGGAAAAUUAUUUUUUGUGUGAUUAUUUGUUGUAUAACCGAACUCAUCUUCAAAAAAAUAAUUACUCUCAUUAAAAAAUACGUGCUCCUGAGAGUUAACGAGAAUUUAGUUAAUUAUUCAGUGAAAGGAAUAAGAUACACUUUUGUGCUGAUUGGUCUUAAAAUUUUAAUCACCACAAUAAUAUCAUACCGGGAACCAGUGAAAAUAAUAGAGGAAGAACUGAGGCAAAUAAAGAAACUUGUCGAAAAAAAUGAACAACAUCAUAACACCUUUAGAGAAUUAAAAAGACAAAACGAAAAAAGCAUUCAAGAAAUAGAUCAAGAAACAGUUAAUGUGUUAAAUUUAUGGUUAAAUUAUAACGACUAUCUUGAUUCUAUAUAUAUGGAUGAUGAAGAUUUCAAUAUAAAUUCACGCAGUGAUUCUGAAUAUAGCAGCUCAGAGACUUCCCUUGCUAGCGAGGAUUUUACUUCAAAGGAAAUGGACGAACCAAAUGAAGAACCUAUUGGAAUAAGAAUAAAAAUGCUACAUAGAAAAAAUCGCCCAAUGUUUUUCCAUUAUUUUCCUUCACCAGCAAAUAUUAAGGCGUAUACGGAAAGCCCAAUCUCUUUCACGAAUAUUGUAGAGCACAAUCAUAAUGAAAGAAUGCGAAUGAGAGAAUUCAGAAUCAAAAAUUUCGAUACCGAUGAUAACACUAAUAAUAAUGAAACAAUAAUUUUAGAAAAUGAUAACCAGAACACAACUUUAGACUUCUGUGAUUUAAAUGAACAAGAUGUAAAAAUAAAAAAAUUUUACUCAGUUGAAGGUUUUUAA
Molecule: messenger RNA, 2010 nt
Organism: Plasmodium malariae
Lineage: Eukaryota; Apicomplexa; Aconoidasida; Haemosporida; Plasmodiidae
Gene: GEX1
Product: nuclear fusion protein, putative
Exons: 12
Coding region: 1-2010 (669 amino acids)
Source: RefSeq, a predicted model, not a curated record